Molecule: messenger RNA, 4963 nt
Organism: Plectropomus leopardus (leopard coralgrouper)
Lineage: Eukaryota; Metazoa; Chordata; Actinopteri; Perciformes; Serranidae
Gene: thbs4b
Product: thrombospondin 4b
Biological process (GO): cell adhesion
Cellular component (GO): extracellular region
Molecular function (GO): calcium ion binding
Source: RefSeq, a predicted model, not a curated record
CCAGGUCACUCCUUCUCCACAUGGGGCCGUCUGAGGAAGGUUUUAAGAGCAGGUUCUGGGUCCUGAUGCUCCUCCCUCAGCAAGACUCCUGCGAUCCUCACAUUCACACACCAAUUGAGACACACACACAAAAACAGUCAGCAGCUUCUAAUACCAUGACUUCUCAUUUCUGAUUCAAAAAGGAAGCAAGGACACAAACACACCACUCACAGCAGGCGCAGACAUACGGGAAACUGCCACUGUGUCACAGAAAGUCCCUCCAAAGAAACUACUGAUCUGGGACCAGCUGGAAGGACAAAAUGGGUGUUUGGACGGCCCUGAUUCUGGCCUUGCAGCUGCUGUUAAAACUGAGCUUACACGUGGAAGCCCAGGCUUUAGUCUAUGAUCUGCUCACCUCGCCUGAUUGCUUGCCAGACCUGCUGCAGGGGGGUCUGGCCGAGCAAGGGGUGAACGAGGCUUUCAUCCUAACCUCCUUCAAGUUGCAGCCCAAGACCGGAACCAGCGUGUUUUCCCUGUACAACCCCAGGGACAACAGCAAGUACUUUGAGUUCACGGUGAUGGGGAAGCUCAACAGAGCUGUGUUACGCUACCUGCGGACUGACAAGAGGAUGAGCUCAGUCACCUUCAACAACCUGGUGCUGGCAGACGGCCAACAGCACCGACUGUUGUUCCACCUGAAGGGGUUGCAGCAGCAAGGGCCAGGCGGGGUGGAGCUGCAUCUGGACUGCAGGCUGGUGGAGACGGUCAGGGAUCUCCCUGCUGCCUUCCAGGGUUUGCAAGCAGGCUAUGGUAUGGUGGAUCUCAAGACCAUGCAAGCCAGAGAGCAGGAGAGUUUAGACGAGCUCAAGCUGGUGGUUGGAGACACAUUUGAGAAUGUUGCUUCAUUACAAGACUGUCACUUCCAACAAAGAGACUCCGUCCAAACUCUGGGGGUCAACACGAAGCAGCUGUCCAAUCAAAUGCUGGAGUUAACAAAGGUGAUAAAUGAGCUGAAAGACGUCCUCAUCCAGCAGGUCAAAGAGACCUCAUUUCUCAGAAACACCAUCUCAGAGUGUCAGGCCUGCGGUCUGGGUGGUAAUGAGGUGCCAAAACAAAGGUGUGCCCCGGGUACCUGUUUCCGUGACGAUAUGUGUAUAGAGACAGCUUAUGGUGUCGAGUGUGGACCGUGUCCUGAUGGGUACACCGGAGAUGGUUUCAGCUGUGAUGAUGUGGACGAGUGCCAGUUUAACCCCUGCUUCCCUGGAGUGAAGUGUGUGAACACCGCCCCGGGCUUUCGCUGUGACGCCUGUCCGCUGGGCUACACGGGCCUGGCAGUUGAGGGUGUGGGCAUUGUGUUUGCUCAGACCAACAAACAGGUCUGUGACGAUAUUGACGAAUGCAAAGGACCCGACAACGGAGGCUGUACUGCAAACUCAAUCUGUCACAACUCCGUGGGCUCAUACCACUGCGGCAGCUGUAAGACAGGUUUCACCGGAGAUCAGGUGAAGGGCUGCAAGCCAGAGAUCAGCUGCAGCAACAGCCUGACCAACCCCUGCGACAUCAACGCUCAGUGCAGCGUAGAGAGGGACGGGUCAAUCACUUGCCAGUGUGGAAUUGGCUGGGCCGGUAACGGAUACUUGUGUGGGAAGGAUACCGACAUUGACGGAUACCCAGAUGACAAACUCAAAUGCAAAGAUGCGAACUGUAAAAAGGAUAAUUGCAUCUACGUUCCAAACUCUGGUCAAGAGGAUGCUGACAGGGAUGGUCAAGGAGACGCCUGCGACGAUGAUGCAGACGGUGACGGUAUACCAAAUGAGCAGGACAACUGCUGGUUGAAGCCCAACGUGGACCAGAGGAACAGCGAUAAGGACAGCCACGGCGACGCCUGUGAUAACUGUCGCAUGGUGGAGAACCCUGACCAAAGGGACACCGACAGUGACGGCAAAGGGGACGCCUGCGAUGACGACAUGGAUGGAGACGGUCUGAAGAACAUUCUGGACAACUGCCAGCGUGUCCAGAACAGAGACCAGCGAGACCGGGACGGAGACGGAGUGGGAGACGCCUGCGACAGCUGCCCCGACAUCCCCAACCCAAACCAGUCUGAUAUUGACAACGACCUGGUUGGAGACUCCUGCGACACAAACCAGGACAGUGAUGGCGACGGUCACCAGGAUACCAAGGAUAAUUGCCCGUUCGUAAUAAAUAGCUCACAGCUGGACACGGACAAAGAUGGGCUGGGUGAUGAGUGUGAUGAUGACGACGACAAUGAUGGGAUCCCUGACACUAUACCACCAGGACCAGACAACUGCCGGCUGGUGCCAAACCCUGACCAGACUGACGACAACAAUGAUGGAGUUGGAGACGUGUGUGAGUCGGACUUUGACCAGGACAAAGUGAUUGACAGGAUUGACAAUUGUCCUGAGAAUGCAGAGGUUACCUUGACUGACUUCAGGGCCUACCAGACGGUGGUGCUGGACCCCGAGGGUGAUGCCCAGAUUGACCCCAACUGGGUUGUUUUGAACCAGGGAAUGGAAAUUGUUCAGACCAUGAAUAGUGACCCCGGACUUGCUGUUGGUUACACUGCUUUCAGUGGAGUGGACUUCGAGGGCACAUUUCACGUAAACACAGUGACUGACGACGACUACGCCGGCUUCAUCUUCGGCUACCAGGACUCGUCCUCCUUCUACGUGGUGAUGUGGAAGCAGACUGAACAGACCUACUGGCAGGCGACACCCUUCAGAGCCGUGGCCGAGCCCGGCAUCCAGCUUAAGGCUGUGAAGUCUACAUCGGGCCCCGGGGAGCACUUGAGAAAUUCACUGUGGCACACUGGAGACACAAACGACCAGGUGCGCCUGCUGUGGAAGGACCCCAGAAACGUAGGCUGGAAGGACAAGGUGUCCUACCGUUGGUACCUGCAGCACCGCCCACAGGUCGGAUACAUCAGGGCGAGGUUUUAUGAGGGAACUGAGCUGGUGGCAGACUCUGGUGUGACUAUUGACACGACCAUGAGAGGAGGACGACUCGGUGUGUUCUGCUUCUCUCAAGAAAAUAUCAUCUGGUCCAAUUUGAAAUACCGCUGCAAUGACACCAUCCCAGAGGAUUUCCAGGAGUUCAGCACUCAGCACGGCGUUGACUCACUCUGAAGUCGAGACAAAAAUAUGACACCAGAUCUCUAAAGACUCUUCUGUGUGGGAAUAUGAGUGUGUGUGUGUAUAAGUGAGAGUGUGUUUAGGUCUGUCUGUCUGUCUGCCUGUCUGUCUGUGUAUUGAUGUGUGCAGUUUAAGUGCACAUAUGACCACAAUCUUUGUACUGUAUGUGCAUAUUAUCAUGUCCGUUUCCAUUUCCUAAUUGCGUCUGUUCUGUUUAAUCAUCGCUUACAGACUCCAGCCGAACGUGUUUUGCUGAAUAUCAUAAGUUAUGAUGAUUUUUACUGAACAUGACAUUGCAUAACAAGAGAAAAAAAUAAUACAAGAACAUGUAUCUUAAGAUAACAUAAUGCAACAUAAUACAGCGUCGAGGUGGAAUUAACAACUUCUCCCCCUCCCUCAAGCAUUUCCAAGUGGUAUUUUUGUUGGCACUGCUGUCGCAAUGGUUACUAGAUCGCUUUCCAUUUUCUCCAGAACCUUGCAACUGGGCUCUUUUUCUUUUGCCAGGUUUUUUACAUUUACUACAGUUGUUCCACUGUUCGUCAUUUACGCUACUGGGCAUAGUAACUGCAAAGAACUUACACUGACAUGCUUUAAUAACUGGGGAUAACUACCGAUAGCUAACAAGGAGAAGAAUAGCGCCAUCCUUUUCUUGUUUUGGUUGCAAAAUAGUUGACACACUUCCUUUGUGCCAUAAAUCAAGCCUUAGUUUUUCCAAAGGAUUGUACCCAAGCGACAAUCUCCGGGGCUGACUAAUGGAGCCAAUGCAGAAGUGUCAAAAACUACAGUUCCUUUAAAAGUCACUUGUGGUUGGCUCCAGAAACCACUCAAUCCCCAUGUUAAAAUGCUUAUAUAAUAAUAGUAAUAAACAUGUUUACAGUCUGGUACAAAAAAUGUUUGGUCUCUAAAGCUAGUUUCAACAUUCAUGUCAACUGUAUGCAGGUUGAAUUUUUUCAUAACUCACCUGUAUACAUUUUAUGAAGGCUUAGAGUUACGCAUAUUUACACCGUUUUGAGUGACAGACUGUCUGCCAAUAGUGUCCUUGGGUUCUCCGUUAGAUCCACCCCUCGCUCUUCCACAGCUCUACCCUCUCAUCCAAACAUGGUCACCUCUGGCUCCACAACAACAAGAUGGCGAUGGCCAAAAUGCCAAACUCAAGGCUUCAAAACAAGAGUCCACACAACAAUGGAUGACAUCACAGUUGCUACAUCCAUUAUUUUAUACAGUCUGUGAUCGUACCCAGUGAGAGACAGAAUUGCAGAGCGAAGCGAGGCUUAAAGGGAAUCAAUCUAAACACUGAUCGUGUCAUUAUGCUCCAGCAAUUAUAUUGUGCAAUCAACAUUUACUUCAUAGAAGUUAAAGCAAAAAACUUUCAUUUCCACUUAAAUAAUGCACAGUUUCCAUUCAGUUCAUAUAUAUUUUCUAAAAAAACACAGUAUUUCACUUCCAUACAGGACAUUUUGGCCUAUGCAUGGUAUUAUAAAGAUGUUCAACAACUGGAAGGGAACUGGAAGUUAUCACUGUGGAUCAACCUCAUACUGAUGUUUCCUACAUUCAGAUGUAUGAUCAGAUCAGAUCAUGAACUGGUUGUGUUUUUUUUUUUUUUUAUAACUAUCAGCGUGUUUAUCUUUUCUCCUUUAUGUUAAGAAAAGAUGAACAGACCAAUUUUUUUAAUGACUCAAAUUUCAGACUGUACCUUGUCUAACUUACUAUAGGACAUUAACUUAAAGCUCAGUGUAACCAUGACUUUUUCUUUCCAUCGUUUUGUCCUUGACAUCUUGAUCAUUUCAUAUCUAUGUAGUCACAAACCUGGUCAAAAUAAAGGGCUUUAAAAUAUA